Molecule: messenger RNA, 573 nt
Organism: Naegleria gruberi
Lineage: Eukaryota; Heterolobosea; Eutetramitea; Acrasida; Naegleriidae
Exons: 1
Coding region: 1-573 (190 amino acids)
Biological process (GO): mitotic DNA damage checkpoint signaling; protein phosphorylation
Cellular component (GO): cytoplasm; nucleus
Molecular function (GO): ATP binding; protein serine/threonine kinase activity
Source: RefSeq, a predicted model, not a curated record
AUGUACAAGGCACUAACCCAUAUGCAUUCAAAAUAUAUCUGUCAUGGAGAUUUCAAACUUGCAAACAUUUUUGUAAAAAGUCAUCAUGAUUUUCGUUUAGUGUUGGGAGAUUUUGGACUUUCGAAUAAUGAAGAAUCUGUAAACCUCAACAUACUUGGAGGAACUCUUGGAUUCCAAGCACCUGAACUUUUCAAUGGUUUGACUGAAAAGUGUGAUGUGUAUUCUUUCGGAAAAUCAAUAAUUCAACUAAUUAUUGGAACAAAAUUUAAACAUAAUAUUUCAAAUGAACAACUGAUGGAAAUGGUUGCAACAAGUCAACCAAAAAUAUCCUCAUCACUCAUAGAUUUAAUCAAGAAAAUGAUUAAAGAAAAUCCUGAAGAAAGACUAUCACUAGAUCAAGUUGGAGUACUUAUCAGAAACAAGAAUAAACCAAAGCAAAAGCAAACCAAACGAGAUUCUAGUACUGAAUCUGAAGAAGAAUUAAAAUCCUUACAAAGAACCUCCACAGGUGUCCAGAAACAAAAAUCUAAACCUCAGACUGGCUUUUUUAGAUAUUGGGGUUUUAACAAAUAA